Messenger RNA from Pelobates fuscus (common spadefoot toad), 3052 nucleotides. RefSeq names its product BAG cochaperone 4 (gene BAG4). Gene Ontology annotation, molecular function: adenyl-nucleotide exchange factor activity; protein-folding chaperone binding. The record is from RefSeq and is a predicted model, not a curated record. Gene Ontology annotation, cellular component: nucleus; cytosol; membrane. The transcript is spliced from 5 exons. Gene Ontology annotation, biological process: protein stabilization. Lineage: Eukaryota; Metazoa; Chordata; Amphibia; Anura; Pelobatidae. Bases 112 to 1320 code for a protein of 402 amino acids.
GUCACCGUCCUGUCUCUGAUUGGUCAAAGAGGGUAUUGCCAUGCUAUCUUUCGCUCCUCUUCUGCGCAUUUGGGUCGUAGCUGGUGCGGCCGUUUGAAUAGCGCUGCUUCCAUGUCGGCUGCGCAGAGAGCCGGGAAUGGCGGCAGCGGGUAUUAUACCCCGGCGGGCGGGGACGUGGUGGCUCGCCAGAGGCAGGAGGAAGCAGCGGCGGCGGCCUGGAGGUCGGGGUUUUACACACAGGGGGCGGGAGCUAGCUGGCCCGGAGGAGGAGCGGGGGGAGGAGCCGCAGGACCCCAGAAUUCCCCAUGUCCUAAUUACAAUCCCAGUUCUUGGUCCUGCUCAAGCCAUCCACGUCCUCCCUAUCACCCAAAUUAUCAAGGUGGAUCUGAGAGGAUGGAACCUUAUGCAAAUGGUUCAUAUGGACCCCAUUAUACCCAAGCUUCAAUGAAUGCCCAAUACCCUGGAUGUCCCCCACCAAAUCCAUACUACCCUCCUCCUUCACAGCCUCCUUAUCCAGUGGAUCCAUAUAAGCAGGCAAGUGGGACCCACCAAGCUCCUCCUCACUGGGGAUACACACAACAUGGUGGGCACAAUAUAUCUCCUCAGGCUCCAAGUUAUCCUCAAUACCCAAGUCAUCAGGAUGCUAUGCCUCCAUAUCCAUAUUGUGAAACUACUCCUGGCCUCCCGCAGCAGGCAAUGCCUCAGCAAAACCCUCAAGGUGAAGGUUGGGGUGUUUAUGGUGCUCACAACCAUUACCAAUGGCCAACAGCUCCUCCUGUGCCUCCCAGCCAAUCUGGAAAUCAUUAUGUAAGUGGCAGUAGACCAGCUUGGCAAGGAGCAGACGUGCAGCCAGGAACCUAUGAUACAAAGGAUGAUUCUCAGGCAUCCAGUUAUAACCGACAAAGACCAUAUCAGAAUUAUCCUGACAACCCACAAGCAAACCCAACUGAACACAAGCCCAAUCCACCAAACCCACAUUAUAGUGCUUCACCACAAAUGUACAACAGAAAGGACCCUGCAAGCCAGGAAUCUAGGGCCACUGAAGUGAACCCAUCCCAUGAUAAUUCAAGCAUCCACCCAGGUAUUCUUAAAAUCAACCAGGUGUUGGAGAGGAUUGUAGACUUGGAAAGAGAAGUGGAUGAAUUUGUAGGAAAGAAAACUGACAUGAGUUAUCGAUGUUUAGAAGAACUUUUAACCAAGGAACUACUGGAAUUGGAUUCAGUAGAAACCAGUGGACUGGAUAAUGUACGCCAAGCACGGCGAGAAGCUGUGAAAAAACUGCAGUCAAUCAUAGAAAACUUAGAAAGAAAGGGAUUGUGAUUAUGAGAUAAAAUGGCUUGGCCCUUGCAAAUAAAGAAAGGUUUAUUGGGAUUCCAAGAAGAUUGCUCCAGACCAUUAAUGUCAAAGUAACGUGUUUUAUAAUAAUUGGAGAAAAGUCCUUUUAUUGGAAAUAUAUAAUUACAUUGGAAAAUAAACAUGUGAUGACUGAGGAAAUCUUUGGGGAAAAUAAUAAUAAAAAAAUGUUGAUUAAUGUAUAGCUGGAUAUCCCACGGUUUAAUAAUCCACAAUUAAAAAAAAAAAAAAAAAGAAGAAAAAAAAAGUGUACUUCUUAAAUUGCCAUUUAGGAUGAAUCUUGCUUGAGUUGCAUAGAAAACCUUUGCUGAUUAUUAUUGGUAAAUGUAAAUUAAUGUUUGGGAAGUAUUCAGUGUGUUUUGAGACCAUUGUAAAAUAAUUAAUUGGGCUGAUUCAUUCCUGACACAUUUAAAAUCAAAGAAUUUGAUUGCACAUUUUAGUUUUGUAUGUUUUUUUUUUUUUUUUAUCACUAGCACAGCAUGUCUGCUAUUGUUCAGACUUUCACAAAAAAAUAAUGUUAUCAGAUAAAACAACCAAGUAUGGGGUUUUAAAUCCUUUUUUUAAGCCGUAAAUGAUUAGUCACAAAAUACACGUGUGGCAAAAAGUUCCCUUGAAAAAGAUGUUGGCACUAAAUGAGAAUUCUGUAGCUUGUGUUAUCUGCUGUAAUUUUCUGUCUGAAAUAAUUCUUCUUUUCUGAAACUUAAAGUGGCACUGUAGGAAAUACAAUAAUUUCAUCAGUGUAAAAUGGUUAUAGUGCUUAGUCACCUGUCUCCUUCCAUUCAGUGUUAAACCAUUUUCAAACUGUUUAACACUGAAUGUGAGGGCUGUAGCUGCCCACAUCCUGGCGUCUUUUGCAGGUAUGUCUUCUUCUAGCCAUGACCACUUCUACUAGCAAAGGGAGCUAUUAUAUACUGAAAGAGGUCAACUGACACUCCCAGCUAUUAACAGAUGCCCAUUUCUGUUAAUACCAAGCGGCAUAGAGGAAAUGGGCUGCUGGAGACUGUAGUUUAGAAUUACACUGUAACGCUAAAUGAAAGGACUGCGCCAGGGUACUCAAGACACUAUAACCACUUUAAUGAGAUCAAGCAGUUACAGUGUACCUUUAAGUAAUACCACAGCCAUUUUAAGUAAGACAAAUAUUUAGCAUUACAAGCUUCUACCAUCUGGCUCUCAAGUUGCAAAAUUUCAAACCUAGUAUUGUCAACUUCAUCAACGGAACAAUAGAAGACAAUCAUAAUCGUCAGGAAAAUGUUAUAUUUAGCCAUUUUUGUGAUUAUAAAAGUGUUUUAUCUCAGGGAAAAAAUAUUUCACACCUAAAAUAUGACAAAAAAUUUAACAGAUUUUCACUACAAAACUGCUUAUGGGGAGAGAUUAAGAAUAAAUCUUGUGACAAAGCUUCACACCACCUUGGUAGAAAUUAUCUGAAAUGUACAAGCCAUCCUGCUCUGUUGAGGAUAUCCUCACUGUUUUUCUUGCACUGGGAGAUAUACAGAAUAUUGUGAAGAUAUAUAUCUUUAUAUAUAGAUAAGAGAAUGUUGAAUUUGAUAAAUAAAAGCCAUACUGGGAUUAUCUAAAACAUAAUGUCAUUAAUUUAUUUUUUUGCAAGGCCAUCUUAUAACAUAGUCCUUCAAUUCUGCUACAUGGUGCUUGUUCAGCAUUUGUUACAGAUAAGAUGCUAAUAAAUUUACAUUUAGCUUUG